AUGUUCGCAUGGUCGCCGUCAGACAUGCCUGGUAUCGACCCGAACAUCAUAUGUCACCGACUCCACGUCAACCCUGCCUGCAAACCAGUGGCGCAGAAGAGGCGCAACUUCGCACCCGAGCGGGUUGCCAUCAUCGAAGCCGAGAUUGAUAAACUCCUAGCCGCCGGCUUCAUUGAAGAGGUCUCCUACUCGGAGUGGCUCGCUAAUGUUGUUCUAGUGGCAAAACAAGAGAAGGGAAAGUGGAGAGUCUGCGUCGAUUACACCGACCUCAACAAAGCGUGCCCAAAAGACAACUUUCCAUUGCCAAGAAUCGACCAACUAGUGGAUUCCACUUCUGGCAAUCAGCUACUUAGCUUCAUGGACGCCUACUUCGGCUACAACCAAAUCUUGAUGCACGAGGAUGACAAGGCGAAAACUUCUUUCAUCAUCGAGAGAGGGACCUACUGCUACAAGGUCAUGCCUUUUGGGCUGAAAAACGCCGGAGCAACCUACCAAAGACUGGUGAACAAAAUCUUCAAGGAGCAGAUCGGCAAAACUAUGGAGGUGUACGUGGACGACAUGCUGGUCAAGGCCCCAAAACGUGCAGAUCACCUCAAAAACCUCGUUGAGGCAUUCGGCCUGCUCCGCCAGUAUCGCAUGAAGUUGAACCCAAGUAAAUGCACAUUUGGUGUAUCCUCCGGCCGAUUCUUGGGAUACUUUGUCACACAACGAGGUAUCGAGGCACACCCACGUCAGAUCAAAGCUAUUCUCGAGAUGAAGUCGCCUUCCACAGUGAAGGAAAUACAAAGUCUGACGGGCAGAGCAACGGCCCUCAACUGGUUCCUCUCAAGAUCAACCGACAAGUGCAAACCAUUCUUCAAAGCUUUGAAGAAAGGACAAAGAGACAAAUGGGAUGAGGAGUGCGAAGUAGCUUUCCAGAGUCUGAAGGCUUAUCUCACUUCACCUCCCCUGCUUUCAAAGCCAGUCCCUGGUGAGGACUUGUUCAUGUACCUGGCAGUGUCCAACUCAGCUGUCAGCUCAGCUCUCAUCAGAGAAGAGCUGGGGGCCCAACAUCCGGUAUUCUACACGUCAAAAGCUCUCCUCGAUGCAGAGACUUGUUACCCAAAAUUGGAGAAACUCAUUUUGGCUCUUGUAGUUUCCGCGAGAAAGCUACGACCCUACUACCAAGCUCAUCGAGUCAUCGUCAUGACCGACUUUCCUUUGAGAUCAAUCCUUCAUAGCCCUGAUGCUUCUCAGCGACUCAUGAAGUGGGCUAUAGAGCUAAGCCAAUAUGACCUCCUCUACCGGCCAAAAGCUGCAAUAAAAGCCCAGGCUUUAGCUGACUUCGUAGCGGAGUUCACCCCAUCGGCCGAAGAAGAGAAAAUGGUCAACGAAAAGAAGGAAAGUUCAAAAGCAGACGGGACCCCCGCUGAACCUAGCCAACCUAGAGACACGUGGCAGUUGCGGGUAGACGGAGCGUCAAACCAGAAAGGAGCUGGAGCGGGUGUCGUCAUCAUCACCCCAGACGGAACCUUGUUGGAGCAAGCUAUCACGCUUGGAUUCCCGGCCUCGAACAACGAGGCAGAAUACGAGGCAUUGCUCGCCGGCCUGCGCUUGGCAAAGGAACUCGCAAUCAAGAAGCUAGCCAUUUACUCAGAUUCCCAGCUGAUCACGAAUCAAGCGUCAGGUGAAUACAUGGCGAAGCACCCAAGGAUGAUCUUGUACCUUGACAAAGUCCAGGAGUUGUUGAAGGCGUUUCCUACCUUCACCAUCCAACAAGUACCCCGGGCAGAGAACGCACAUGCAGAUGCGCUAGCCAGUCUAGGGUCAGCGUUGGAUACCCAGUUCAGACGCUCCAUCCCAGUCGAACACCUUGACCGGCCAAGCAUUGAAGAGGUAGAGCCAAUCGACACCAUGCGAAUUGACGAAGACCCCAGCUGGCAAGACCCCAUCAUUGACUACUUAGUGAAUGGAAACCUACCCGCGGACAAGUCCGAGGCUAGAAAGGUCCAGCAGAAGGCCGCGAGAUACUACAUGCACGACAACAAGCUCAUCCGCAGAUCAUACUCCGGCCCUCACCUUACCUGCAUAAAAUACCCUCAAACACUUGAGGUCCUCUGCAAAAUUCACGACGGCGAGUGUGGCAACCACUCUGGGGGCAGGUCACUCGCCCAGAAGGCUCUAAACAUAGGCUACUUCUGGCCUACCAUGCGCCACGACUCCGCUGAAUAUGUCAAAAAGUGUGAUCGUUGCCAACGAUACAAGCCGAUUCCUAAUUGGCCUGCCGAAGUUUACCAUCCGCAAAACAGUCCAUGGCCAUUCAUGCAAUGGGCCAUCGACUUAGUGGGUCCCUUGCCACCGGCGCCCGCCAAGAAAGAAAUGAUGAUCGUCGCCACCGACUACUUCACUAAAUGGAUCGAGGCCGAAGCUCUAUCCUCUACUAAAGAAGCCGAUGUGGAGCGAUUCAUCUGGAGAAACAUCAUAUGCCGAUUUGGCUGCCCACAAUCGCUGGUCACUGAUAAUGGCUCACAGUUCAUUGGCAAGCAUAUCACCGCCUUCUUUGCGAAAUACAAGAUCAAACAACACCUGUCAACUCCGAGGUAUCCACAAGGAAAUGGGCAGGCCGAGGCAUCCAACAAAGUCAUAUUGGACUGCUUGAAGAAGAGGCUAGAAGGCGCCGAAGGAAAAUGGGUGGAUGAACUCCCCGGAGUACUAUGGGCUUAUCGCACCACCAAGCGAAGUCCCCUCUAUAACCUCGAGGUGGGCAGUGUUGACCAGAACUCCAAGCAAAUGAGGCUCAACCUUGACCUACUUGAGGGCGAACGUGAGAAGACCAUUAUCCGAGUCGCCUCCUACCAGCAGCAGUUGAAGUCUUACUACGACAAAAGAGCUAAGGUCAGACAGUUUCAACCAGGCGACCUCGUGCUAAGAAAGGCUUUCAUCACCGCACCAAGACAAGGGUCGAAAAAGAUGAAUCCCAACUGGGAAGGCCCUUAUGUGAUCAGCCGGUCCGGGGGCAGAGGAAGCUACACAUUGGACACCAUGGAUGGGAAGCAAAUACCACGACAAUGGAAUGUUCACCAUCUCCGAAAUUUCUCAUUCCAAAAUGUCUUAUCUGCCUACAAAACACAAACAGUUGCCCAUAAGCAGCGUCCUAAGGGAGACGCAGGGCGACGACCAAAGCGUCCUUCGGGAGACGCAGCCCGUAAAAAGCGUCCUAAGGGAGACGCAGGGUGCGCCAGGAAUUUCUUAAAAGGAGGUCUCCAUGCCUUCUGCGGGAAGUAUCCAGGUUCCUAUCCGUUUCCUAAGGGAGGCAGGAUAGACACGCAGUUGCCCAUAAGCAGCGUCCUAAGGGAGACGCAGGGCGACGACCAAAGCGUCCUUCGGGAGACGCAGCCCGUAAAAAGCGUCCUAAGGGAGACGCAGGGUGCGCCAGGAAUUUCUUAA
Prunus armeniaca (apricot) is the source of this 3426-nucleotide messenger RNA. The record is from the annotation of a GenBank genome assembly. NCBI's taxonomy places the organism in Eukaryota, Viridiplantae, Streptophyta, Magnoliopsida, Rosales, Rosaceae.